Plodia interpunctella (Indianmeal moth) is the source of this 2875-nucleotide messenger RNA. Its product is annotated as myb-like protein X. The transcript has 3 exons. NCBI's taxonomy places the organism in Eukaryota, Metazoa, Arthropoda, Insecta, Lepidoptera, Pyralidae. The record is from RefSeq and is a predicted model, not a curated record. The coding region runs from base 689 to 2266 and encodes 525 amino acids.
UUCAUUUGCGACAACAGUGUGACAUUUAUAAAUAUUCAAUUUUUUGUUUUAUUGAAAUUCAAACUCGCGAUGUCGCGAUCUAUUUUUCGGUAAAAUCGCGGUAUUUUUUACUUUAAAAAUGGCCGAGUUACGAGAGAAUGAGAUGCAAAUAUCACUGUAUAGCACUAUCUCACUCGGCGAUGCAGUUAGCAUCAAGACUGUGACAGCUCAGUUGUUGUCUGUUGUUGCUAGUGUGAAGUGCUCCCGGCUUUCGCCAAAAACGUAACAUCACGAUAAUAUCAGCGUUUUUGUGUGAAAACUAAGUAUUUAUAUUAUUUCUUUCUUCCUUCAAUAACAUGGUUCAACUUGUUAUCACAGUGUUCGUGAAAUUUUUAAAAAAUAUUAAAAUUUUAGGUUAUUGAUAUCACAGUUUUCUUGUAAAAAAUAUUAAUUUCACUUAGAUAACUCUUAUUGUAACAUUGAAGAUGAUAAUUUGAUUACACGUUAGCGAAAUUUAAUUAGGGUUAUUUGUAGAUGUGCUGAUUUUGCCGAAUAAUUUUAAGUCAGCUUAAAUAUUUAUUUCCACUUAUUACACUGUAUGUGCUAAUAAUAUUAUUUACAGAUGGGGUCGAGGACCAAAUUGAUGUGAGAGAGCAAGAAAAAAAAAGAUGAUGAUGGUUGCGAUGUUGUUUCAAAUGAUACUCGUAACAUGGAUUCUUCAGAUACUGAAGAGAAUGAAAUGAUCGAAAAUUCAGAGACAACUCAAAACUAUCGCCGCCGUUCUAAAUCUACAAGUUCAUCGUCCAGUAGUUCUUCCAGUAGCUCCUCGUCAUCAUCUUUUGUAGAAGAUAGCGAUGACUCAGUUAAAGAUCCAGAUUAUCAAGAGUUACGUGAAAAAUCAAAAUUCAGAUUUACACUAGCUGAAUUUAGUGAAAUUCCAAUGACAUCUGAAAGGAACUCUCAAGAAAUAAACCAAAAUGAAAACAUGUCUACCGUCGCAAUAAAUGAAAAUACACUACCACAAGAUUUAUUGUAUCAGUCAAACACAGCUACAACUGAAAAUCAAACUCCAAACUCAAAUGAAGUUGAAAUAGUUCAGACGCCUACAAAAAAGGGAAAGAAACGGCCAAGACAGGAAAGUAAUUGGAAGAAAAAUGUUGCUAAAAAUUUGAGAAAUUGUGGUAAGUCCUAUGUAUCAUGUAAAACUAAAAAAGUAAUGCCUGAACGAAUACUUAAGCCCCCUUGUAAAGAAACCUGUAAAUUUAAAUGCCGAUCCCUCAUUAAUGAAACCCAACGCCAAGAAAUUCUAAAUGAUUACUGGAAUUUGGGUGAUAUUGAAAGACAAUGGUCAUUUAUACUUCAGUCCAUUGAUGAAGUAAAGCCAGUACAACGUUAUGUUAGAAUUGAUGAAAAUGGAACUCCAGCACCGAAACGAAACAAUAAUAAUGCAUUCUUUUUUACUUUGCAAGGCGUAAAAAUAAGGGUUUGCAAGGACUUCUUUCGAAACACUCUGGCAAUAAAUAACCGACCUAUAGAAACUGCACUAAAGAAGAAAAAUAAAGAUACAAACAUCUCUUUAAUCAAAGAUAAACGUGGGUGUCACUCUAACCAUGCCCACGUAGAUGACGCACUGAAGAAUGGUGCAAAAGGUUUCAUUGAAGCUAUCCCUAAAAUUGAAUCUCACUAUUUGCGAGCUAAUUCAAAAAGACAUUACAUUGACGAAAGUAAGACUAUUUCGGAUAUUCACAGAGACUAUGUAGAACAAUGCAAGACUAAUAAUGUUGGUUUUGUUAAUUAUAUUAUGUUUUAUCGAAUAUUCACACAAGAAUUCAAUAUAUCUUUCUUUAUCCCUAAAAAAGACACCUGUGAGUUUUGUGAGGCUUACAAAAAUAGCACUGAAGAAGAAAAAGAAAUGAAGAAGGAAAGUUACUUAAAACACCACCAAGAAAAACUUUUAUCACGAAAUGAGAAGGAAAAGGAUAAGAAUGAUGAUAAUAUAGUUGUUGCAGUUUAUGAUUUACAGGCAGUAUUUCAGUGCCCUAAAGGAGAAAUAUCUGUAUUAUAUUACAAAUCAAAACUGAACGUACUGAAUCUGACAAUUUACGAUAUUAAAAAUCACUCUGUCGAAUGUUAUGUAUGGGACGAAUCACAGGCUCAUAGAGGUGCCAACGAGAUUGCCACAUGCGUUUUUAAAUAUAUAAAAAAUAUUUCAGAGGGUGGCAAACCAGUUGACGUUGUUUUUUACUCUGAUAAUGCUGCUGGACAGCAGAAGAAUAAGUCACGUUAGUAUCACGAUGGCUAUGUAUCUUUAUUCUGUGCAGAACUAUCCAAAUAUAAAGUCUAUCACUCAUAAAUUUCUCAUUAAGGGGCAUACCCAAAACGAAGGCGACUCAGUUCACUCUCAGAUUGAACGGCAAGUGAAAAGGCAGUUGAGAUCUGGACCUAUAUACCUUGCCUUAUUUUAAUGUCUUAAUUGUAAUUGAAGAUCUCAUCAUAAAUAUAUUUCUAAGUAAAACUUGUUAAGUACUAGUUACCACUAUUUUGAUAUUUCAUAUUGCUGUUAUAUUAAAGAAACAUUUUCGAUAUCAACGUUUUAUCAUUUCAUGACUCAACACGAUGCAACUUAGUUUAUCAUCUUCAACGUUACAUUUCAUUAUAACACAUCAAAAAUCUUGCAUAUUUCUGGAAAAUGGUGAUAAGUUUUCUCUUUUUUUUUUUAAACGUAUAAAUUAUGGGUAUUCUCUUUGUAAACAUACGAUGACUAUACAUAAUUAAUUUGUUCAUUAGUUAACCUAUAAUACGUUCUAACAGAGUUAGGUCGUUCGAACAGUAUUUAAAAAAAUAAGACCGUUCAAAAGUUUAAAAGUUGUUUCCUGUAAAGUUGGGGUUUUUGAGA